This is a messenger RNA of Tripterygium wilfordii, 720 nucleotides long. RefSeq names its product 40S ribosomal protein S27-2. NCBI's taxonomy places the organism in Eukaryota, Viridiplantae, Streptophyta, Magnoliopsida, Celastrales, Celastraceae. Gene Ontology annotation, molecular function: structural constituent of ribosome; RNA binding. The coding region runs from base 160 to 420 and encodes 86 amino acids. Gene Ontology annotation, biological process: ribosomal small subunit assembly; translation. The transcript is spliced from 4 exons. The record is from RefSeq and is a predicted model, not a curated record. Gene Ontology annotation, cellular component: ribosome; cytosolic small ribosomal subunit.
GCCGACUUUGCCCUAGAUUUAUAUUCGUCCUCGUCCUUUGGCUCUAACCCUUUUGCCGCCUCUCCUCCUCUACGUCUAUCUAGCAUUCGCUGCAACCUCGACCUCUCUUGGCAAGCAAAACAUCAUAGUUUUUACUGAUUCUGCGUAAGCGCGAUCAACAUGGUUCUCCAAAACGAUAUUGAUUUGCUUAACCCACCAGCUGAGCUCGAGAAGAAAAAGCACAAGCUCAAGCGCCUCGUGCAGUCCCCUAACUCAUUUUUCAUGGAUGUCAAGUGUCAAGGUUGUUUCAACAUAACCACCGUGUUCAGCCACUCACAAACUGUUGUGGUGUGUGGGAACUGCCAGACUGUGUUGUGCCAGCCUACUGGUGGCCGUGCUAGGCUUACUGAAGGGUGUUCCUUCAGGAGAAAAGGAGACUGAAGAUCAACACGCUGCUGUAAGCAAAGGAACUGGGCAAUUGUGGGUUUAUUUCAGACUUUGUUUUUUGCCUUUUAAUGGUUACUUCUCUAGGUUUGGAUUUUCAAUUUUGAGAGCUACAAUACCGUGUUGUUGUUGCAGUUUAAUUUUACGGGUCCUUCGCAAUGAGAAACACUAUAGUCACUAGUCAGUCACUGUUUAUAUCUCUACCUUUAAAUGCUCAUGCCUCUGGUAUUACUUCCCUUGCUCGUUAAUUAUUAUUAGUUGUGGAUGCAUACGUGAAAAUGAACCCGCUUGCUGCGA